AUGGGUGAAUGUCCAGUCGACCACAAGAGCGCCAAUAUUGGCGGCGGUGGCACCAGGAACAAUGACUGGUGGCCAAAUGACCUCAAGCUGGGCAUACUGCGCCAACAGCAGCCCUCCAGCAACCCUCUGACCAAAGACUUCGACUAUGCGGCUGCCUUCAAGAGCUUGGACUAUGAGGGUUUGAAGAAGGAUCUCCAUGCCCUGAUGACAGACUCUCAGGAAUGGUGGCCCGCCGACUUCGGUCACUAUGGUGGUCUUUUCAUCCGAAUGGCAUGGCACAGCGCCGGUACCUAUCGUGUCUUCGACGGUCGCGGUGGUGGCGGCGGAGGUCAACAGCGCUUCGCUCCCCUCAACAGCUGGCCAGACAAUGUCAGUCUCGACAAGGCCCGCCGCCUCCUCUGGCCCAUCAAGCAGAAAUAUGGCAACAAGAUCUCCUGGGCUGACUUGAUGCUGCUCACUGGAAACGUUGCUCUUGAGUCCAUGGGUUUCAAGCCCUUCGGCUUUGCUGGUGGCCGCGCCGAUCAGUGGGAAGCUGAUGAGUCGGUUUACUGGGGCGGUGAAUUCACCUGGUUGGGCAAUGAGGUUCGUUACGGAAGUGGCCAACCGGGUGUUAAGGGAUCCGGUGUCAUUGAUGGCGAGGAGUCCAAGGAAGCCCACAAGGAUAUCCAUUCUCGCGAUCUGGAGGCACCAUUGGCUGCGGCACACAUGGGCUUGAUUUACGUCAACCCUGAAGGUCCGGAUGGUAUCCCAGACACCAAGGCUGCCGCCAGAGAUAUCCGCACAACCUUUUCCCGUAUGGCUAUGAAUGAUGAAGAGACCGUGGCCCUCAUUGCCGGUGGUCACAGCUUCGGUAAAACACACGGUGCUGGUCCUGCUGAUAACGUUGGCAAGGAACCUGAGGCUGCGGAAAUCGAACUCCAAGGCUUUGGUUGGGAGAACAAGUACAAGUCUGGAAAGGGACCCGACACAAUCACCAGCGGUCUGGAGGUCAUCUGGACUAAGACCCCCACUCAAUGGAGCAACUCCUACUUCGAAUAUCUUUUCAAGAAUGAAUGGGAGUUGACCAAGAGUCCCGCUGGUGCCAACCAAUGGGUGGCCAAGAACGCUGAGAAGGUAAUUCCCGAUGCCUUUGACCCCAACGUCAAGCACCCACCCCGAAUGUUGACCACCGAUAUCGCCUUGAUCCACGACCCAGAGUACUUGAAGAUCUCGAAACGCUUCUAUGAGAACCCUGAUCAAUUUGCUGAUGCUUUUGGACGCGCCUGGUUCAAAUUGUUGCAUCGUGAUCUAGGUCCCCGUGCGCGAUGGGUUGGUCCCGAGUUGCCAUCGGAAGUCCUCCUCUGGGAAGACCCAGUUCCAGCUGUCGAUCAUCCACUCGUUGAUGAUAAGGACGUUGCAAACUUGAAGAAAGAGAUCCUGGCCACUGGUGUUGAUCCUACCAAACUCAUCCGUACUGCCUGGGCCUCUGCUUCCACAUUCCGUGGCUCCGACAAGCGUGGCGGUGCCAAUGGGGCUCGCAUUCGCCUCGCUCCUCAGAAAGACUGGAAGGCGAAUAACCCAACUGAUUUGGCCGAGGUCCUCUCCGCCUUGGAAGGUGUACAGAAGAAGUUCAACGACUCUGCAUCUGGUGGAAAGAAAGUGUCGUUGGCGGAUCUUAUUAUCCUGGCUGGUAACGCUGCCAUCGAGAAGGCUUCCGGUGCUUCCGUUCCAUUCUCUGCAGGUCGAACAGACGCCACAGCAGAGCAGACCGAUGUUGAGUCCUUCAGCCAUCUCGAGCCUGUGGUUGAUGCUUUCCGCAACUAUGGCAAGGGUACCGAACGUGUCCGCACCGAACAGUUCCUUGUAGACAAGGCUCAUCUACUGACACUCACCGCCCCAGAGGCAACUGUCCUUGUCGGUGGUCUGCGCGCAUUGAACGCCAAUUGGGAUGGAUCUUCCCAUGGUGUGUUUACUAACCGCCCCGGUCAGCUCACCAAUGACUUCUUUGUCAACCUACUCGACACAAACACAGCAUGGAAGGUUGGCGACGCAGCUAAUGAGAUUUAUGAGGGUGGUGAUCGCAAGACGGGCAGCAAGAAAUGGACUGCCACUCGUCACGAUCUGAUCUUCGGAUCUCAUCCUGAGCUUCGUGCCAUUGCAGAAGUCUAUGGCAGCUCAGAUUCGCAGGAUAAAUUUGUGAAGGACUUCGUGGCAGCUUGGACUAAGGUUACGAACCUUGAUCGAUUUGACUUGAGAUCAUCAGCCAGCUCCAGCAAGGCUCGUCUAUGA
Molecule: messenger RNA, 2268 nt
Organism: Exophiala aquamarina CBS 119918
Lineage: Eukaryota; Fungi; Ascomycota; Eurotiomycetes; Chaetothyriales; Herpotrichiellaceae
Product: catalase-peroxidase
Exons: 1
Coding region: 1-2268 (755 amino acids)
Biological process (GO): hydrogen peroxide catabolic process; cellular response to hydrogen peroxide
Cellular component (GO): cytosol
Molecular function (GO): heme binding; catalase activity
Source: RefSeq, a predicted model, not a curated record